UUGUUUUUGUUGAUCCACAACAGCACUUCUCGAAAGCAUGGCCAUUCCCAUUGCCAUCCUGGACUGUGACCUCCUCUUACAUGGUCGGGGACACAAGACCCUGGACCGCUUCGAUCUGGACUCGGUGUCCGAUGAGUUCCUCCUCACUCAGUUUGGCUUUCCUCGAGAGUUUAUUCUCUACCUGGUGGAGCUACUCAGAGAGGCUCUGUGUCGACGGACCCAGCGGUCCAGAGCCAUCAGUCCUGAAGUUCAGGUGUUGGCCGCGUUGGGCUUCUACACAUCCGGGUCGUUCCAGACCUCAAUGGGGGACACGAUCGGGAUCAGCCAGGCGUCCAUGUCGAGAUGUGUGUCCAAUGUGACAAGAGCGCUGGUGGAAAAAGCUCCACAGUUCAUCACUUUCAACAGGGAUCCCUCCUACAAGGAGGAGUCCUCUCUGGAGUUUCAGAGAGUUGCAGGAUUUCCACAGGUUCUGGGGGUGUUGGACUGUGUUCAGGUUGCCAUCAAAGCUCCGAACAGCGAAGACUCGUCGUAUGUGAACACGAGGGGCUUUCACUCCGUGGCCUGCCAGCUGGUCUGUGACGCCAGAGGCUUGUUGCUGAGCGCGGAAACGCACUGGCCGGGCGGGCUCCAGGACACCGUCGUUCUGGAACGAUCUGCUCUGUACGAACAGCUGCAGGACACCACGGAGGGCUGGCUGCUGGGCGACGGCCGUUACCCUUUAAAGAGGUGGCUGAUGACGCCGGUGGACUCCCCGGAGUCUCCUGCGGAGCUCCAGUAUAACCUGGCCCACACCGUCACGCAUGAGAUCGUCGACAGGACCUUCCGAGCCAUCCAGACCAGAUUCAGAUGUUUAGACAGCAGCAAAGGAUACCUGCAGUAUUCUCCAGAGAGGAGUUCGUCCAUCCUGCUGGCGUGCUGCGUCCUCCACAACGCCUCGCUGCAGCUGGGGUUAGACGCCUGGACUCUGGAGAGGACGGAGCCCCUCGUGCAGCCCAAGAGCCUCAACCAGAGACCCGAGGACCGCGACAGCCAGGCCGAGGAGCUCCGGCGGCAGCUGAUACUCAAACACUUCAGCUGAACCCGAGCGUCGGCGCGGGAAUCCUUCCGGAGUCCCGUCUGAAGCAAGAGAAACCCUCGGACACUCUGGUGCUGAUGCAGUUUUUUAAUAUUUUGCUGGUUUCUACUCUACGGACUAUACUACGGUAACAUAGUUAUAUAUGGAGUAACAUGCAAGACGCUAUACAACAACAAACCCAGACAACAUCACGUCCCAACACACUUCAAAUGACUCGACUCCCAGGACAGAGCUUCAUUAUUCCCUCAGAACAUUCAGACAUUAUAUCGAAGCGG
Molecule: messenger RNA, 1350 nt
Organism: Salarias fasciatus (jewelled blenny)
Lineage: Eukaryota; Metazoa; Chordata; Actinopteri; Blenniiformes; Blenniidae
Gene: harbi1
Product: harbinger transposase derived 1
Exons: 7
Coding region: 38-1078 (346 amino acids)
Source: RefSeq, a predicted model, not a curated record